Molecule: messenger RNA, 1135 nt
Organism: Tympanuchus pallidicinctus (lesser prairie-chicken)
Lineage: Eukaryota; Metazoa; Chordata; Aves; Galliformes; Phasianidae
Gene: GSTO1
Product: glutathione S-transferase omega 1
Exons: 6
Coding region: 75-794 (239 amino acids)
Biological process (GO): glutathione metabolic process
Cellular component (GO): cytoplasm
Molecular function (GO): glutathione transferase activity; glutathione dehydrogenase (ascorbate) activity
Source: RefSeq, a predicted model, not a curated record
CGCCGGCGGCGUCGUUAAGUGCCGCGCGUUGCGGGGUGGUGCACAGUUAGUGCGUUGCGGUGCGGUGUGGCGGCAUGGCAGGCGAUCAUUCUCGCAGCUUGGGCAAGGGCAGCGCGGCGCCGGGGCCGGUGCCCGAGGGGGUGAUCCGGCUGUACAGCAUGCGCUUCUGCCCCUUCGCCCAGAGGACGCGCCUCGUUCUCCGUGCAAAGGGCAUCAGUCAUGAAGUAAUUAACAUCAAUUUGAAGAACAAACCGGACUGGAUUUUUGAGAAGAACCCUUCUGGGCUAGUUCCUAUUCUGGAGACCAGCAAGGGCCAGAUAAUCUAUGAGUCCCCAAUCACUUGUGAGUAUUUGGAUGAAGCAUUUCCAGGGAGGAAGCUGAUGCCUUCAGACCCAUAUGAGCGAGCCUUUCAGAAGAUGCUUCUGGAAGACUUCUCAAAGAUAACAGCUGUAAUUUCCAAGGCACUCAAAGAAGGAGGUGAUCUCACAGCGCUGAUGGCAGAAUUAGCUGGGAAGUUUGGCAAAUUUGAUGAGAUUCUCUCUCAGCGCAACACUGUGUUUUAUGGUGGGGACUCCAGCUCCCUGAUUGACUACAUGAUCUGGCCCUGGUUUGAACGCCUGGAAGCAUUCCAGCUGAAGGAUGCUUUGACUCAUACUCCAAAACUCCAACGCUGGAUGGAGGCCAUGAAGAAGGACCCAGCUGUCAAAGAUACGAUCACUGACCCACAAACACUCAGAGUUUUCCUCCAGCUCUAUUUCAAGAACAGUCCAGAAGCGUGCGAUUAUGGGCUUUGAGAUGUCAGUGAACACAUGUUUGCUGAAGUAUCAGUGCCUCUCUUCAGUGUGAGCUUUGAGGAUCUAGUGUUAUUUGAUGUGGGGUCUUGUCUGGUUGCGUUACUUAAUGCUUGGGUGCAUCUAUGCUGGAAAGAGCAAAACCUCUUUCCUGUUAGGAGGAGGAGGCAGAAAGCCAUUGCUGACUGUGUAUUCUAUGGGAAAGAAAACAGUGGCUUUACUCAGAGGUGACCUGUCAUCUGUAGCCUAUUUGCGGGUAUUUCUUUUGGGUGGUCCUUGAGCUGACUCUCUUACUUGGGUAAAAGUUGUAAUGCUUGAAAAUAAAAGCAAAUGUUUUAAGUGCA